GUCGCUGCUGUGGAUUACAGUGGAGAGAGGACGGCUCUAACCUAUGCCGAAGCGUGCCUGUGGGUCCUCAGUCUUCAGCUCCGUGACGACCGUUCCCAGCUCUCUCUAACACUGAUACAGCAUGUUCGCCUCUAUCUGGUACGCCAAGAAGCUCGGGAGAAGGCUAGUGAACAAUGCCAGGAAAGCUAAACUGCUAAAGGCAAGUCCUGCCCCCAUAAUUGUCAAUGCAGAUACACUGGACUCUGUACCAUAUGUCAAUGGGACAGAAAUCGAAUACGAAUUUGAAGAAAUUACCCUGGAACGGGGUAAUUCAGGUCUGGGGUUCAGCAUCGCCGGGGGGAUGGAUAACCCCCACAUUGGGGACGAUCCCGGGAUCUUCAUCACCAAGAUCAUCCCGGGAGGGGCUGCUGCUGAGGACGGCCGGCUCAGGGUGAACGACUGCAUCCUGCGGGUGAACGAGGUGGACGUGUCGGAGGUGUCUCACAGCCGGGCCGUGGAGGCCCUGAAGGUGGCGGGCUCCAUCGUGCAGCUGUACGUCCGCCGCAGGAGGCCUGUGCUGGAGACCGUCACCGAGAUCAAGCUCAUCAAAGGGCCCAAAGGGCUGGGGUUCAGCAUCGCCGGCGGAGUGGGCAACCAGCACAUCCCGGGAGACAACAGCAUCUACGUCACCAAAAUAAUCGACGGGGGCGCAGCGCAGAAGGACGGCAGGCUGCAGGUCGGAGACAGGCUGCUCAUGGUGAACCACUACACGUUGGAAGAAGUUUCUCACGAAGAAGCGGUAGCCAUAUUGAAAAAUACAUCUGAUGUAGUUUAUCUGAAGGUGGGCAAGCCCACCAAUGUUUACUUGAGCGACCCCUAUGGGCCUCCUGAUAUCACACACUCAUUCUCUCCAGUUCUAGAUAAGCAUAUCUCUUCCCUCGGCACUGAAUCUUUGGAUUACAAGACUGGUCUUCCCCCUAUCUCUCCUGGAAGGUACUCGCCCCUUCCCAAACAUAUGCUGGGGGAAGAGGACGUUAACCGCUUGGAGGGUUUUUCAUUCUUACGAAACACCUCAUUGGACGAAGGGGAGGGGCACCGGUUUGAUUCGCAGCACUUCCAGUUAAGGCCACCAGAGCCCGUUUACAGCACUGUGAACAAACUGUGUGACCGAGCCCCCUCCCCCCGCCACUACUCCCCCCUCGAGUGUGACAAAAGCUUCCUGCACCCUGUCCCCUUCCCCCACUUCCACCUAGGCCUGCAUCCUGAUACUGAGCUCACCAGGGAGCCGCGGAAGAUGGUCCUGCACAAGGGCUCCACUGGCCUGGGCUUCAACAUCGUGGGCGGGGAGGACGGCGAGGGCAUCUUCGUCUCCUUCAUCCUGGCGGGGGGGCCCGCUGACCUGAGCGGGGAGCUGAGGAGAGGCGACCAGAUCCUGUCUGUAAACGGCAUCGACCUGCGGGGUGCUACACAUGAGCAGGCUGCCGCCGCCCUCAAAGGAGCGGGCCAGACCGUGAGCAUCUUCGCCCAGUACCGCCCGGAAGAGUACGGGCGCUUCGAGGCCAAGAUCCAUGACCUGAGGGAGCAAAUGAUGAACCAAAGCCUGAGCUCUGGCUGCGGCUCCCUGCGGACCAAUCAGAAGCGCUCGCUCUAUGUCAGGGCGCUGUUUGAGUACGAGCGGGCCAAGGACAGCGGCCUCCCCAGCCAGGGGCUGAGCUUCAGGUACGGAGACAUCCUGCACGUCAUCAACGCCUCGGACGACGAGUGGUGGCAGGCCCGCAUGGUGACCCCCGAUGGGGACAGCGAGGAGAUGGGCGUGGUCCCCAGCAAGCGCAGAGUGGAGAGGAAGGAGCGAGCACGUCUAAAAACGGUCAAGUUCAACGCUAAACUGGGAACGCUCGAUUCCAAGGGGGACAUCCCUGGAUUAAGCGAUGAAGAUUUUGGGGCAAAGAUACUGAGGGGGCCAGAGGACCUGGUUCUAUCCUAUGAGCCUGUCAUACGACUAGAGAUAAACUACACCAGACCUGUGAUCAUUCUGGGACCCAUGAAGGACAGAAUUAACGAUGACCUAAUAUCAGAAUUCCCAGACAAGUUUGGGUCGUGCGUGCCACACACCACCAGGCCCAGGCGGGAGUACGAGAUGGACGGGAGGGACUACCACUUCGUGUGCUCCAGGGAGCAGAUGGAGAGGGACAUUCAGGAGCACAAGUUCAUCGAGGCGGGGCAGUACAAUGACAACCUGUACGGGACCAGCGUGCAGUCUGUCAAAUACGUGGCCGAGCGGGGAAAGCAUUGCAUAUUGGAUGUGUCGGGUAACGCCAUCAAACGAUUACAAGUAGCACAACUCUACCCCAUUGCCAUUUUCAUCAAGCCCAGAUCCAUCGAAUCGCUCAUGGACAUGAAUAAGAGACUCACCGAGGACCAGGCUAAGAAGACAUACGACCGGGCGAUGAAAUUGGAGCUGGAGUUUGGAGAGUACUUCACAGCUGUGGUGCAGGGAGAUUCUCUAGAGGACAUUAAUACCCAGUGUAAGCUGGUGAUAGAGGAGCAGUCAGGCCCUUACAUCUGGAUCUCAUCGAAGGAGAAACUAUAAGAAGAACACAUCCAAAUUACUGUAUGUAACACACAUCCUUUACCCUCAAGACAUGUUGGGACUGCAACGUAGGAAUAAUUUGUAACAUAUGCACAUUAUUAUUAUUAUUAUUAUUAUUAUUAUUAUUAUUAUUAUUAUGAUUGCAGAACAGACUCACACAGUUUCUUCUUUUUUUUAUAUGAUUGUUCAUGAAUGUACACCACAAAGUGUUAGUAACCAUCUGGCCUCAGAAUGAAGAAUUCCUUUCUAUUUUAUUUCAAAUUUUUGUAUUGUUUAAUGAAAAAGGAGUCAUUAUGUCAAUUUGAGACCUGCAUUCACAAUGCUUGAAAAUGACAUCAAAUAAGAUCAAACAGUUGACCAAUGAUUCUCCUUACCCAAACAAAAAACAAAUAUCAAUUUAUUUAUUUCGUUAUUUAUUUUUCCCAAUAUGCAUUAGUGUUUGAAUUCAUAACUUUGUAAUUUAUACACAUACUUCAGCACUGGACAUUUGUUUUGUUUUGCUUUGUUUUAUUUUCUUAUUUUAUUUUGUCAGUAAGAUGUAUUUAAACAUGUUUUUAUGAUGAUUGAGUUAAAACAGUACAUUUUAGUGUAUUAUUAAAGUUACAUAGAGGAUAUGUAAUGGAUGUGCCACUGGGUAAAGAAAUCUGAUACUAUAUUUUGCUAUUUCUAUUCAUAGGGAGCACAAUGGCACAGACAAUAUUUGUAAUGAUGACAUAACUUUUUAAACAAAUGAAAUUUAAAGGGCAAAUUUGCUUAAAGCAGUGUGCAAUUGUAGAUUUAGACAAAAAUCGAUAGAAACACAAUGUGCUUCGUCCUUACAAAAUGGCAAUAACAGCAUUAAACUACUGUUACUUUUUUCUUUACUCAAACGUCAUUUGUUCAUUCCACCAAUUUGCUUUAUAAUGAAAUUGAAAUUGCCUCUGUUAAGGACAAAGUGCAUUGCAGUUAGAUUGAGGGCUAACCUUAGUGUUAACUGAUUUUUUUUAAAGAGGCUAAGCGCGUGAGAGAUCCAGGCGGUCUGGUAUUUGGGGACGUUUCUGCGUAGCGGUGCACGGUGGUGACCAAUACUGUACGUUUAUCUUCAUUCUGGAGCAUGAAACAUGCAAUUACAUUUUCCCACUGAAGUUAGCUAAUGAUCUUGAAGGUGAUGUGAUCUCAAUGUAAAUCCCUCCUGGGGAUAUAUAGUUUGAUUUAACUUUUCUUUUUCUUGAAAACUCUUCCAAAUGGCUCAGAAGUAUACGGUCAUUCCUUAAAAAAUCAAGGUGUAAGGGGGUGACCACUCAGAUUUUGCUCAAACUUUGUAUAAAUGCUCUUUAUGUAUUCAACAGAGAAUGUGUAAAACAUUAGCCUCAUUGGAUGUGUUGUUCUAGAGAUAUUGACAAUAUCUUAAACAAAGGGCUCCAAAAAAGUCACUCAUGAGUGGAAAUUGCAGUUUGUGUCGAUUUUGGAGCAUCAUAUCUUUGGCAUUAAAGCAGGGAAAACAUUAAAACGUGUACUCUGAAACAAUUUUCUGUCUACUUUCCAAUUAUAAACUCAUGAUAAACUGAAUAAUAAUAAUCUGAAAAUUGUGCCAGAGAAUGAGUACAGUCUUUGUUUUUCCCUGCAUUAAUGAAUCAAAAGAGUCAAUAGCUCUAGAACAACAAACCCAAUGAGGCUAAUGUUUUGCAUGUUCUCUAUUGAAUACAUAAAGAACAUUUAUUCAAAGUUUGAGCAAAAUUGGAGUGGUCACCCCCAAAGCUUUUUCUGUGUCUUUUGUGCAUUUUGUGAUUUUUCACUGAAUGACCCUAUAAGGAUCAAGUGGCGCUGUGAUCUAGGGACAGUAUCACUGCACUUUUGUUAAAAGUGUUUACAAAAAAAGUGCUAAUGUUUACCUCAAACAACACUGAAGGUGCGUGGUUCCAUAGGCGUAGCAGGAAGCGGCAGUCCAAGACGCGGUCAGCCUGGUGUUGUCAGCUACUGAAGUUGUAAAUGUACAGAGAACCUUAUUUAUUAUUCCCUUUUUAAUUGUAUAUGUAUAGUUUAUAUGUGAAAUUCAUUUGUCAAUUGAUGUAAACAGGCAUAUAUAAAGUAUAUGAUAUAUUUAUUUAUUGCUUAGUAUGUAUAGUAUAGACAUGUAUGUAUGUAUAUAUGUAUGUAUGUAUGUGUGUGUGCAUGUGUGUGAGAGAGAGAGAGAGAGAGAGAGAGAGAGAGAGAGAGAGAGAACCAAUGAGAGUGUGUGUGUGUGUGUGUGUGUGCAUAUGUGUGUAUGUCAUGAACCCUUUUCCAUGUUUGACUCUCAUUGGUUACUAACACAACUACUGAAUGCCUACAUGUUCAAACUUCUGCCACUGAAUAAACAUACAAUGUUGAGAUGGUGAAGCUGUAGAUUGUUGCUGUCUUUUAGAUCCAGUCCAUUCCGUCUGUGUCACGGUCUGAUUAUUUGGAUUUACAUGCAGUUCUGGUGUCCCAUUAAUACACAUUCACUGAGAAUUACAAUGUUAUCAAAAUGAUUGUAUCCUCUGACAUAUUGGUCACCACUUGCCUUAAGGAAGGAGAUGGUUUUCCAGACUUUAAAUGAAAGUGAAUUUUUAAACAGCUGCUUUUUAAUGGACAUUACAGGGCCAACAUUAAAUGUAUAUCUGCACAGAAACGUAUUAUCGGAGUUGAUUUUACUUGAUUUUACCUGGACACCUGGAGUGGUGUGUCAUGCCAGACUGAAGAAAGUAUUCUUCAGCUUGAGUUUUUCUUUUUGAAAUAGAUGUUUAUGAUGUAAAAGGUUGUGUAUACAUCUAUCUUGGCAUGCCUCUCUCCUUUGGAGAUUUCUCAGUCGCUGUGGUGCAAUCAUAAAUCAUGUUUGAUCACUUUUUCUUUCUCAUUUGUAUUUUUUUUUCUUUUAUAAAAGCUGUACUUGUUUUAACCCCUGCUGAUCUGUUCCCUCUGUUUCCCUGACACUGCUUGGCAGAAUUAAGCCAUUAUGAUAUUCAAUAUGUAAGACUGCCGCCAUUCCCCUUUCUCCAAUUUGACGAGUGUAUCAACGCAUUUAGCAUCAGUCAUCCAAUAGAUAAAUCGCACAUCGACGAAAACUGCGCCCUUUGUGAAAGAACUGCCACUGAGCGCGUCACACAGGAAGUGAAGACUGACUGGCAUCAAAAACGAACAAAACGGCUAAACCACUGGCAAAGAGGAAACCGUGAGAACUUGAUGAACUCCACUGUAUUCAACAUUCAUCUGAGAAUGUAAAUUAAAGGUUUGGUGGGACUUUAAA
Conger conger (European conger) is the source of this 5813-nucleotide messenger RNA. Its product is annotated as disks large homolog 2-like. Lineage: Eukaryota; Metazoa; Chordata; Actinopteri; Anguilliformes; Congridae. The transcript is spliced from 22 exons. Gene Ontology annotation, molecular function: kinase binding. The record is from RefSeq and is a predicted model, not a curated record. Gene Ontology annotation, cellular component: postsynaptic density membrane; neuron projection; neuromuscular junction. Bases 122 to 2569 code for a protein of 815 amino acids. Gene Ontology annotation, biological process: chemical synaptic transmission.